UGUCUAGACACCGCCCUCUCGCCUAAUGUCGUUCUCACUUCCUUUUUGCCAGAAACCGCGGUCGGCGGGUUGAAGAACAAGAGGCCGGCGGCGGCGGCUGGCGCCCAGGCCGGGAAGAGAGGGAGCGGCGGCGGCGGCAGCGUCUCCGCGCUCAUCCUCCGGGUGGUGGCCGCGUCGAAGCAGCGGGGCGGCCUGUGCAUGGCGGAGCUGAGGAAGGUCCUGGCGUCCGGCGGCUACGACGUGGAGAGGAACGACACGCGGGUCGCCGCGGCGGUCAGGGGCCUGGUGCGGCGGGAGACGCUGGUGCAGACCGGGGGCAGAGGCGCGACGGGCUCCUUCGCGCUCAACCCGGCCAGGGAGAGGAGGGCGAAGCCGGCAGCGGCGGCGGCGACGACGGAGCGGGCACGGAAAGCCGCGAAGCGGGGGGCGGAGGGACACAGACAGGCCGCCGCAAAGACUAAGCCGGCGGGGCGUCAUGGCAGGACCAACAAGCCGGCCGGAGCCGCGGGCAAGGUGCCCACCGGGCAGAAACCCACGAAGGUCGCAGACAGGCGAGGCGCUGAUAAGGGCAAGAGCCCAGCUGUGAAAGGCAGGGCGGCGAAGAAGGCGCCCAGAAAACCGGCUCCGAAAAAGAGGCGUUAAAACGGAAAGGUUUUUGAUUUUAUAUGAGUGAAUCAACAAAUAAACGGGCUAAGCAGCUUUAAAUGAUAA
Molecule: messenger RNA, 711 nt
Organism: Lepisosteus oculatus (spotted gar)
Lineage: Eukaryota; Metazoa; Chordata; Actinopteri; Semionotiformes; Lepisosteidae
Source: RefSeq, a predicted model, not a curated record